CUAAAGAUCUAAAGGAGGAGGAACAGAAUCAACAGCCUCCACUCAGCGGGCGCACGCGCUCGCUCGCGCGCUUAGCCCGCCUGCACACUGCUCAUGGAUUUGGCGCGCUCAGAAGUGUAUUCAGCGGACAUCUCGGCGCAAGUGGUUUGUGUUGACUUCUCGCUCUUGAUGCUGAGGACUGCUCGGAACUUACGCUAAAGAGAGAUAUUAUUUAUGAAACCAGCAAGAAAUGAAGAUGAACCUCGUAAACAACUGUUUGGCUUUCCUCGUAGUUUGGCACGCGCACGCGGUCAGCGGGAGACAUGCACACUGUCACUUUCUGUAUGAGCUGCAGAUGGCUGAGAAGGAAUGUUUGGGCUUGCUGGCAGAUGGGCUGCCUCCACACACUAAAGGUUGCAGGGGGAUCUGGGACAAUAUCUCUUGCUGGCACCAUGCAGAUAUCGGGGAGGUGGUGGUCAAUACUUGCCCUGCUGCCCUAAAAAAUUUGUUCACCAGAGAUGGCAUCAUUAGCAGGAACUGCACUACGGAAGGCUGGUCCGACGUGUAUCCCAGCAUCAACAGCGUUUGCUCUGAGCCCACCCCCAAUCCAAGCAAGCUUGUUUUCUACAUGGUGAUGAAGACCCUUUACACACUCGGACACAGCCUCUCUCUCAUCGCACUCAUCACCGGCAGCACCAUCCUCUGUCUGUUCAGAAAACUCCACUGCACCAGGAACUACAUUCAUCUGAACCUGUUCUUCUCGUUCAUUCUGAGGGCCAUCGCUGUCCUGGUCAAAGAUGCCAUUCUGUUUUCCCACCAGAAUGUAGAAUGUACAAAGCAGCCAUCACUGAUUGGUUGCAAGGCCAGUCUGAUCAUCUUCAACUACUUCAUCAUUGCAAACUUCUACUGGUUGCUGGUGGAAGGACUGUACCUACAUACUCUACUGAUGGUCAUCUUCUCUGAGAACAGACACUUCAUAAUCUAUCUCCUCAUCGGCUGGGGAUUCCCCACCGUGUUUCUGAUUCCAUGGAUUAUAUGUAGGAUUUACCUUGAGGACACAGGAUGCUGGGAGAGAAAUGAUGUUACGAUUCCCUGGCGGUUGAUUAACUGGCCAAUCAUGGCAUCUGUUAUUUUAAACUUUAUCCUGUUCAUCAGCAUCAUUCGAAUCCUGGUCCAGAAACUGAGGUGUCCUGAUGUCGGAGGAAAUGAUCAGUCCCAGUACAGGAGGUUGGCCAAAUCCACACUUCUCUUGAUCCCUCUCUUUGGCAUCAACUAUGUUGUUUUUGUUUACAUCAUAGAGGAAAAUGGAGAGAUGGAAAACUAUAAAAUAAUCUUUGACCUUGGUCUGGGAUCUUUUCAGGGCUUGGUGGUUGCGAUUUUGUACUGUUUUUUGAAUAGUGAGGUCCAGAGCGAACUCAAGAGGAAGUGGCGGAGUUUGCGUUUAAAGCGUUACAUCGGUCAAGACUACCGUCUGCACAGUUCAUCCAUUUCCAGAAACGGCACGGAAAACAUGGUCCGAUUCCAUCGGAACUCCAGAGCCCAGUCUUUCCUACAGACUGAGACAACCGUGGAGUGAGACAUCCAGAAGCGGCGCUGUAUGAAUCAUGCUCUUACUUCACUGCCCCUCAGCUUACAACUCAGUAUUUUUCAAAAGCUUUAAGCUGAAGAGGACAAAGCUUUCUGAAGCAUGAGAUUGACGUGCAGGAGAUAUGAUGAGGAUUCAGAAUCUCUGAGGCACAACACUGUUUUGUUAGUAUACAAUGCAAAAUCUUGUUUCAUAGCACAUUUUGCUAUAAACCACCAAAAUAGCACAUUAAACCAAAUCUCUGUGGGAUAAUAUUGGUUGCAUUAAAAACUACAAUUCCAUUUUUUCAGAUGCAGAUUACAUAUACAUUGCUCUUUGUAAACUCUUUCAUUGCAUUAGGGUCAGAUUAUAUAAUAGUGUUAUGUAAAUGCUACUUAAGGCCCACAGCAAUUUUCUUAGACGUUAAUGAAGACACAGCGCUAUCAACUCAGCCACCUCACCAAGAACAUGUAUUGAAUGAAUUCAAGAAGUGGGUCACCUCAAUGCCAAACUCAAAUGUGAGGUUUUCUAAAGAGGACAUUAUAGCUGGAGGUGUCCAAAUUAGCCAGGGACUCAUUUCAGGAGAGUAUGUGUUACUUCAGAUUCAUGUUAAAGCUGACAAGUCAGUCGUGCAUUCAAACGAAAAAUGGUGAUUGUAAGAAAAAGCAAAAAUUAUUUAACUGUUAUUGAACUGUUCUUGCAUCUACAGCAUUUGAUAGUGUUAUGUUGUCAUUAUACUACCCCUUGGACUUUUUCCCCCUCUUAUAUUCUGUGAAGAAAAGCCACAAUAUAAAAAAAAUAUUAUUUUUGCUUUUGUGUUGCUCUGCCUCACAUUGUCAGGGGGGUUGGGGAAUUGUACACUGCAGUGAAUCCGGUGCUCUUUCCAUUCAGCUGAAAAACAGAUAAUUAAUCCAGUAGACGGUUGGAUGCAGAUUUAGGACAAGUGAACUGACUAAACAGUGAGUGUGAAGGCGUAUGAAAGUGACAUUUCAGUGUGAGCUGUGCUCAGCGUUAUUGUCGCAAACAGAUUCUGGGAACUGCAGUCCAGAGACUUCACGACGGAUUGGAGAGGAGAUCGGAUCUCUUACAGCCUGGCCUGAGGAGUGAGAGGUCCCCGGGACACCACAUGCGAGGUUGUGUUCAUUUAAAGUGACACAGAUGCCAUGGGCUGAGGCAUUCAGCAUCAUUAUCAGAUGGUCAAAGGGAGAAGAAAAGAUGGAGCUUUAAUUAGAGCUGGCAGAAUUGAAUUGUGGGCGACUCUGAAUUAAAUAUUGAGGGAGGGUUUCCGAGUUUAUUGUGUAAUAAAGUAUGCCUUCAUUUUGAAAGACGUCUUGGUCUGUGAAGAAUAUGGUGUGUUUGACAGAUGCAUUUAUGAUGUAGAAAAAAAUAUAUAACAGGCCAUAAUGUUGUGCACUUCUCUUUAAUUGUGUUUAACCAUUUGCAAUGCUUAGUUGGAAAAUUUGGAAACGUUUUUCGGUUUUUACAUUUUUGCUGAAUGUUUCUUGUAGACUGUAUUGAGAUUUUUUAUUAAAUGUGAAAGUUGUUUUUAAACUGC
Carassius gibelio (silver crucian carp) is the source of this 3098-nucleotide messenger RNA. It is a transcript of the gene vipr2, whose product is annotated as vasoactive intestinal peptide receptor 2. NCBI's taxonomy places the organism in Eukaryota, Metazoa, Chordata, Actinopteri, Cypriniformes, Cyprinidae. Gene Ontology annotation, molecular function: vasoactive intestinal polypeptide receptor activity; G protein-coupled peptide receptor activity; peptide hormone binding. The coding region runs from base 230 to 1555 and encodes 441 amino acids. The record is from RefSeq and is a predicted model, not a curated record. Gene Ontology annotation, cellular component: plasma membrane. Gene Ontology annotation, biological process: cell surface receptor signaling pathway; adenylate cyclase-modulating G protein-coupled receptor signaling pathway. The transcript has 13 exons.